AGCUAAUGACGCCAAACAAAUUUUCCUAACCACCCUUCAAAGUCCCAUCUUUCUCUAUAUUUAUCUCAAUAUGGCACUUAACAUUGCUCUCCUUGAUCUCUCUCUCUAUCUGUUUCUUUAUAUCGCACUUUACCUUGCAAUGCCAACGAGGCGAUCUAUGGCUGAUGUGGGUUCUUUAAAGACAUCAGAAACUACCGUUAGAAGUUGGGAAGGACAUGUUCCAGCAACUACAAUUCUUGAUGGAGUUCUCAACGGAGUCCAAGUAGUCCAACCUACUGUAAAUCCUAAACCCAAGAAAGUACAAAGAAAGGACUUCCCUGCUGAUUUCAAGUUUGGUUGCGCCACUUCUGCUCUUCAGACAGAAGGAGCUGGUGAUGAAGGAGGGAGAGGACCAAGCACCUGGGACCGUUUUAUCCAAGAUGGAGUUGGAGAUAAGGACAUUGCAGUUGAUUCAUACAAUCAUUAUAAAUUGGCAUCACAGGAGGACGUGCAACUGCUGAAAAAUAUGGGAGCAGACACGUACAGAUUCUCCAUUUCUUGGUCAAGAAUCCUCCCUGAUGGGACCGUAGCUGGUGGAGUAAACCAAGAGGGAAUCAAUUUCUACAACAGUUUUAUUAAUGAACUGAUAAAAAAUGGGAUAACCCCAUUUGUGACACUCUUCCACUUUGACUUACCUCAAGCACUGCAAGACAAAUACGAGGGCUUCUUGAGCAGGCAGAUUGUGGAUGAUUUUAAAGCCUAUGCUGAUAUUUGUUACCACAAUUUUGGUGACCGAGUGAAGUACUGGACUACCAUCAAUGAGCCACAAAUCUUUGGGCCGUACGGUUAUGAAACCAGGAACCCAAAUCCAAAACCUGCAACAGAUCCAUACCUUGCUACCCAUAACAUUAUAUUAGCCCAUGCCGCAGCUGUAAAACUCUACAGAGAAAAAUACCAGGCAACUCAAGGGGGAGAAAUCGGUGUUUCGCCAAUGGUACAAUGUUUUGAGCCAUAUGGAGAUACACUUCAUGAUAAAGAUGCAGCCAAGAGAGCAUUUGACUUCUUGGUUGGAUGGUUUAUGGAACCCUUAGUGUUUGGAGAUUACCCAUUCAUCAUGAAGGCUUUGAUAAGGGAUGGACUUCCAGAAUUCACAGAAGCAGAGAAGGAUUUAGUUAAAGGGUCCUUUGAUUUUAUUGGUGUCAAUUAUUAUACAUCUAGAUACGCGCUUUCCCAACAAUUUAAUAAAGAUGAUAACUAUUCUACCUUUAGUCAAUACCAGUAUGCUGAGCUCAAAGUUGAUAGAAAUGGGAAACCCAUUGGUGAUCGGACACCAGGUAGCACUCAAAUGUAUAUCUAUCCACAAGGGUUAAGGGAUGCAUUGAUUUAUAUGAAGCAAGAGUACAACAAUCCCAAGUUCUACGUUACUGAAAAUGGAUAUCCAGAGAAACGAAACGAUACUAUCCCAAUAAAGACAGCAUUGAAAGAUAAUGCACGAAUUAAAUAUAUUAUUAGUCAUCUUUUUGCUAUUUCAGAAGCCAUGAAGAGGGGGGUAAACGUAAAUGGAUACUUCAUGUGGGCUUUAUUGGACUGUAUGGAAAUGGGGUCAGGCUACACUGCUCGAUUUGGGCUUGCUUACACAAAUUACCUUAACAACUUGAACAGAAUCCCCAAGAAGUCUGCAAAAUGGCUCAAGUCCUUUGUGGGACGUUGACCUUAAUAUGGAUCAACCCAAAUCUCAUAUGCAGACCAAUUGGUGACAAUUAGGGUGUGUUUAGAUACCGUUUAUUUUGUUGAAACUGAAAAAUUAUUAUUAAGAGUAUUGUAUAUAAAGGUAAAAGUUAGUUAAAAUAGUA
Molecule: messenger RNA, 1832 nt
Organism: Quercus robur (English oak)
Lineage: Eukaryota; Viridiplantae; Streptophyta; Magnoliopsida; Fagales; Fagaceae
Product: beta-glucosidase 13-like
Exons: 12
Coding region: 71-1690 (539 amino acids)
Biological process (GO): carbohydrate metabolic process
Molecular function (GO): beta-glucosidase activity
Source: RefSeq, a predicted model, not a curated record